Molecule: messenger RNA, 5290 nt
Organism: Anguilla rostrata (American eel)
Lineage: Eukaryota; Metazoa; Chordata; Actinopteri; Anguilliformes; Anguillidae
Gene: mrtfab
Product: myocardin related transcription factor Ab
Exons: 19
Coding region: 546-4172 (1208 amino acids)
Biological process (GO): positive regulation of transcription by RNA polymerase II; smooth muscle cell differentiation
Cellular component (GO): nucleus
Molecular function (GO): transcription coactivator activity
Source: RefSeq, a predicted model, not a curated record
GAAGUUUUUUUUUUGUGUGUAGUCGGAAGUCUGGCACAGGGAGGGUGAAGUACUCUCAUCAACCAUAAAUACAACAACAGUCACAGUAAUAAUUAAGAAAAUGUAUGUUUUCAUUAGAGGUACAUGACAGUGACAGCACGCCCUAAAACAAUCCCCAUUCUGAAGUAUAUUGAUAGUUUGCAGGAAAACUCGACAAUUUACCGGUACUAACUUGCAUGUUGAGACGCCUGCGAGGUGAGCAUAUUGCGGUGUGCAUGGUGCUAGCUACAUAGCUGCCUACGUUUUAGAUUUGAGCCAUCUAGCAAAAUGGGGAGGGGAAGUGGUCACAAUAACUGCAGUUAUAUUUGAGUACCUACGUGGAACAGUGUAUCGAAAGUAACCCCUGCCACACCUCGCCGAAGUGUCUCGGUAAACAUUUCUCCUGCACAAAUGGAAAUCCCCGUCUUCUUAUCAUACAGGAAAUAGCCAGGUCUGUCUGCCGCCAUCUCUCUGUCACCCUGGCAACGCUGGAACCACAGAGCAGGGCGGAGCUUAGCCCUGGCAGCAUGGCAACCACCUCUGCGCCGGGCUCCGCCCCCAGCCCACAGAGUGAAGCGGUGGCCUAUGAGCUGCAGGAGUUGUCGCUCCAGUCCAGCCCCUGUCUGCUGCCCUUGCAAGAGAGGAAGAAUGUCCUCCAGCUCAGACUCCAGCAGAGACGAACCCGCGAGGAGCUGGCCAGCCAGGGAAUCAUGCCACCGCUGAAAAGUCCUGCUGCCUUUCACGAACAGAGAAGAAGCCUCGAGCGUGCAAGGACGGAAGACUACCUGAAGAGGAAGAUCAAAAGUCGGCCUGAGAGGUCGGAGCUUGUGAGGAUGCACAUAUUGGAAGAGACGUCCGCGGAGCCCUCCCUCCAGGCCAAACAGCUGAAGCUGAAACGGGCGCGGCUGGCGGACAACCUCAACGACAAGAUCUCCCACCGGCCCGGGCCCAUAGAGCUCAUCCAGAAGAACAUCCUGCCCGUCCUCCACUGCAGCCUCAAACACAGCAUCGCAGGUAACACAGCAUCGCAGGGGGCCGGGGAGAGCUCUUCACUGGACGAGGACAGCAGCGACGCCCUCUCCCCCGACCAGCCGGCCAAUCACUGCUCACCACUGGGACACGCCUCCCUACCCUCGCCCCCAGACGUGCUGGCUCACAGCAGCAACCCCUCCCCGACACAGUUUCUCUCACAGAGCCCUCUCCUCUCCGCCUCUGAGCCCUCCCUCCCUCACAGGCUGACCAAUGGCACAACGGCUAGGACAGGGUCCCGCCCCUCCGCCGGGGUUACCAAGUCCAGGUGCAGCUCGGACCGGACGUCCCAGCGCUCCAAGAGGCCCAAGGACAGCAAGCCCAAGGUGAGGAAGCUGAAGUACCACCAGUACAUCCCCCCGGACCAGAAGGCCGAGCGCGAGCCGCCCCCGCAGAUGGACGACUCCUACGCCCAAAUCCUGCACCAGCAGCAGCUCUUCCUGCAGCUGCAGAUCAUCAACCAGCAGCAGCAGCACUACAACUACCACACCAUCCUGCCUGCCCCGCCCAAACCCUCGGGAGAUCCACAGUCUUCCACAAACACCAGCCCCUCCCAAUCACGGAAUGCACCCACCCCAUCCACAGCCUCGUCCAAUCAAAGUGGUCUGAGCCGUCAAAGCCAGGCUCCCGUGGGAGGGGCCAAACCAGGAACUUUGCCUCCUAACCUGGAUGAGUUAAAGGUGGCUGAGCUGAAACAGGAGCUCAAGCUGCGCAGUUUGCACGUGUCGGGCACCAAGAACGACCUCAUCGAGAGGCUGAGGAACUACCAGGAGCAGAACGGGGGUGCGGCGGCCGCAGGAGGGAUGUCCGGGAGCAGCACCCCGAAAAAAUCCCUACCCCAACAGCAGCAUCAGCACACCCAGCCUGCUGGCUCCUCCCCUUCCCAUGGGAACGCCCCCUUCUUCCACCAGUCAGGAGAGAGGGGCUUGAGUUUAGCGAGCUCGCCGGCGAUGGUCACAGCUGGGACUCCAAAUCCCAUAAUGCACUUCGGCAGCACAAGUUCUUCCCCGCCGUUGUCGCCCGCCUACUCGGAGCGCUCGUGCCCGGGGAUGAGCCUGGACGAGAGCAGCUGUAACGGGGACGUGUUUGGGGAAACGGUCAGCUCCCCUCUCACCCAGCCGCGCCUGCACCCCUCCCCACAGAGGGAGAGCGCCUGCCUGCUAUCCCAGCAUGCCUCUGCCCCGGCGGCGGGCUCGCUGGACAAAGACCAGAUGCUGCAGGAGAAGGACAAGCAGAUCGAGGAGCUGACGCGCAUGCUGCUGCAGAAGCAGCGCCUGGUGGAGACCCUGCGCUCGCAGCUGGAGCAGGGCAAGAGGGGCGGGGCCCACGCCGCCGUCAAGGACGAGCCCCCCACGGACGCGGGCGGGGCGGCGGUCAAAGAGGAGGCGGAGCCGGGGGUGGAGGAGGCGCGGCAGGAGGCACAGCCAAUGCAGACCGUCCUCCAGCUGCAGCAGAGGCCGGGCGACCAAUCACAGCGGCAGAUGCAGCUGCUGCAGAGGCCGGGCGACCAAUCACAGCGGCAGACUCAGGUGCAGCAGAGGCCGGGCGACCAAUCACAGCGGCAGCUGCAGCUGCAGCAGAGGCUGGGCGACCAAUCUCGGCAGAAGCUGCAGCUGCAGCUGCAGCAGAGGCCAGGCGACCAAUCACAGCAGCAGCUCCAGCUGCAGCAGAGGUCGAGUGACCAAUCGGAGCGGCAGCUCCAGCUCCAACAGAUGCCAAGUGACCAAUCAGAGCGGCAGCAUCAGCAGAGGUCGGACGACCAAUCAGAGAAGCUGCGCCAGCAGAGGCCAGGUGACCAAUCAGAGCGGCAGCUCCAGCAGAGGCCAGGUGACCAAUCAGAGCAGCAGCUCAAGCAGAGGCCAGGUGACCAAUCAGAGCGGAAGCUCCAGCAGCUGCUCCUGCAGCAGGGCCAGCAGAAGCAGAAGCGGCCGUCGCAGUCUGAGCAGGUGUCCCCAGUGUUCCACAGUUCACAGUCUGGUUCCCCAGACCCCUCCCCCUCAUUCUCAUUGGACCUCCUCAAGAUGCAUCCCGCCCCAACCCUGGUGACCGACAGCAACGGCAACCACUACCUGAUCGCGGUGACCAGUCGCGACGCGGAGGGUCAGCGUAACGGGUCCUCGCAGGGAAAAGCUACCAGCCGCAUCACACUGCAGAGACUACACUCCUCCCCCAGUAAAAUCCCUGCCCAAUCAGCCUCUCAGCCUGCCAGCAUGGACAGCCAAUCAAAACAGCCGCGGCAGCCAGGUCUCGUCACUCAGCCAAUCAGAAAGGGACAGAAGCCAGGACUGCACGUGGUGAUCUGCAGCUCUCAGGAGGCGGGCUUAUCUCUCUCUGCUCCAGCCAAUCAGCAGGCUUUCUUUCUCAGCGAUGAGUCUGCUCCCUCUGGAGGCCACACCCCCUCCUCCCCAAAGCACAAGCUGAUUGGGGAGGGGAGCUCCAGUCUUGAUCAGCACACUCUGUUCAAACCUCCUUCCCCAGCCCCCAAACAGACCUCCAGCUCCUCACAGCGCAAGGGGAACGGCUCCUGUAGCCAGCACAUGGACGAUCUGUUCGACAUCCUCACCCAGAGUGGAGAACUGUCAUCAGGGCUCAAAGCAGACCCUGACCCAUCCCUGUCCAACAUGCAUCCCGGCAGCGCCCCUCUCCCGUCCCCCACCCCCUCCACGCUCCUCCCCUCGCCUCCUUCACCUCCCCAAUCCGUGACGUCCCGGGGGCCCACGGAAAAGACUGCGGGGGCGAGCGUGCCCGGAGACGGGGGCGGGACAGGAAACGGUCGUCUGGAGGACUUCCUGGAGAGCACCACGGGGGCGCCGCUGUUAGGGGUGGAGCCCGGCGGGCCGCUGACUUUGAUUGACGACCUCCACAACCAAAUGCUGAGCACUUCUAGUAUAUUAGACCACCCCCCUACCCCCAUGGACACCUGCGAGCUGAGCUUCACCCCCCAGCACCCCGGACUGGAUUUCGGAGACGGUGCUCUGGACAGCAUGGACUGGCUGGACAUCACCAUGAACGGCACUGGGGGGGUGGGGCCCGCCCCUCCCAGCUCCCACAUGCCCCCCAGUGUCUUUUCAGUGGACUUUUUGGACAGCCCUGACCUGCAGCUGCACUGGGAGUCCUGCCUAUAGCCCUUCAUAACGCCAUCUUCCUACAGGCUCACUCACUCACAGAGCCAUACUCACAGCCUCAUACAGGCCCAUACUCACAGAGCCAUACUCACAGACUCAUACAGGCCCAUACUCACAGACUCAUACAGGCCCAUACUCACAGAGCCAUACUCACAGACUCAUACAGGCCCAUACUCACAGACCCAUACUCACAGACUCAUACAGGCCCAUACUCACAGGCCCAUACUCACAGCCUCAUACAGGCCCAUACUCACAGACUCAUACAGGCCCAUACUCACAGACCCAUACUCACAGACUCAUACAGGCCCAUACUCACAGACCCAUACUCACAGACUCAUACAGGCCCAUACUCACAGGCCCAUACUCACAGACUCAUACAGACCCAUACUCACAGGCCCAUACUCACAGACUCAUACAGACCCAUACUCACAGGCCCAUACUCACAGCCUCAUACAGGCUCAUACUCAGACCCAUACUCACAGACCCAUACUCACAGACUCAUACAGGCCCAUACUCACAGGCCCAUACUCACAGACUCAUACAGGCCCAUACUCACAGAGACAGACUCAUACUCACAGACUCAUACAGACCCAUAAUCACAGGCCCAUACUCACAGACUCAUACAGGCCCAUACUCACAGGCCCAUACUCACAGACUCGCACUCACAGGCCCAUACUCACAGACUCACACUCACAGACUCGUCAUUUUAUCUUUAAUCCGACAGUAUUCCCUUGUUAUCUUUACGGUUCAUCACCCAGGCCUAGUCUCGCUCACGGCCUCUCUCCUGCAGAGGUUCUCAGACUCCCCCGGGGUAGAUCCAACCCUGUAAUUUGCACACACAGCAUUUUGCACUGAAUCCAGUCGUUAGACCCCCCUUAGACCACACAGACAUGAGGCCUGCUGGCCUUCUGGUCUCUGACUCUGCACUGUACUGAAUGUUAGAACUGUUUUCAUCACUAUGCUGGACUGUCCUGUAUCAGCACUUUGCCAAGGAGAGACCCUCAAGGUCUGCAAAUGUUUGUCUGUUCAACCACGCAGUAAUAUCGCCCGCAUUAUUCGUGUAAGAUGCAUUUUUAGGAUUAUAGUUUUUUUGUAUGUGGAGGAUGUCCUCAUCCGAA